GAUUAUUUCAAAAUGUAUGUAUAUGUUUUACGGCUUACAUUCAGAACUAACUGGCUACAACAUAAAAAACAUGAAAGCAAUACCAUGCACUAAAAGAGAAAGGCCCUCUUCGAAAACGAAUAACUUGUAUUCAACAAAAUGCUGGCCACAGCAGAAACUAUAGCAAGGACAGAGCAAAAAACAAGUGUUCACCAAACACCUGAUGCAAAAAACCGACGUGGGAAGCCUUUUUUGUGGAAACCUUUCAACAAAUCAAAAAGUCGUUCGACAGUUAAAAGAAUCAUAAAUGUCAUUGAUCAUUCACGGUGUGAAUAUUGCAGAUGUAACGAGAUCGCACCGAAAGAAAAGAGAGCAAGCGAAAUUAAUAUCAUAAUGAAAAACAGCCGCAAGAUAAUAGUCUCUGUAAGAAUAACAAAGCUGUUGGAACUGCAAACAUCAACGAUGAGCAUUUUUGAGAAUUGUAAGCGAGCAUGCAAAAGACUGGAACAUAUCAAAGGCACAGAAAUGCAUUCAGGAGAAAGACCGUAAGCUUGCACUUAGCCAGGAUGUAACAAAUUAUUUGCCCGAUCCGAUAAAUUUCAUAUUAAUAACAAAAAGAAACGAGUUAUUGGUCAUACAAUUCUUAUCUUUUAUAUAGAAAAUAUUGUAUACAUCAAUCUUUUA
Ceratitis capitata (Mediterranean fruit fly) is the source of this 663-nucleotide messenger RNA. RefSeq lists its product as uncharacterized. Lineage: Eukaryota; Metazoa; Arthropoda; Insecta; Diptera; Tephritidae. The record is from RefSeq and is a predicted model, not a curated record. The transcript is spliced from 2 exons. The coding region runs from base 139 to 528 and encodes 129 amino acids.